Messenger RNA from Cyphellophora attinorum, 792 nucleotides. RefSeq lists its product as uncharacterized. Gene Ontology annotation, biological process: regulation of transcription by RNA polymerase II. The transcript has a single exon. Gene Ontology annotation, molecular function: DNA-binding transcription activator activity, RNA polymerase II-specific. Bases 1 to 792 code for a protein of 263 amino acids. The record is from RefSeq and is a predicted model, not a curated record. NCBI's taxonomy places the organism in Eukaryota, Fungi, Ascomycota, Eurotiomycetes, Chaetothyriales, Cyphellophoraceae.
AUGUUCAGCCCUUUGAUGAUGAAGUACAUGGAAUCAACCUGCUCGUCUCUGGGCGAGCUGACCCGGGAUCUGAAUACCGACGUCUGGAAGACCACCGUGCCAGAGCUCGCGUCAGAUCAUCGCUUCGUACGACACGGCAUUCUAGCCGCUGCAUCUCUUCCGGACCGGACUCUGGCACUGGAGCACCACAACAUCGGGCUGUCGAUGUUUAUAGAAGCCCUCAAUUCCUCCAACAAUGUGGACGCGUUGUUCGCGCAUCAGUGUAUGAUGCUGGUAUUCAGCUAUGGCUAUCUUGAGAAGAACCUCUCGGGCUUUCGGGAUGUCGUCAUCAUCAUACGGGGAACUUCUGUUGUCAUCCAGGAGAAAGGUGAGCCGAAGGGCAAGCUCAGUGCGCUUAUGAAGGACAAUCCCGAAGCUACGUCCGUUGGUAUGCAGAUCCUGACCGACAAACUACUUGGGAGCAUAUCUGCCAUGGUCUAUCAUGAUCUCUAUGUCGAUGCAAUUAAGAGGCUCGAGUACAGCCUCGGCGUUGCGAAGGACCCGCAGUACCGUCAGAUCAUCGCCAAUAAUGUCUGGUUUGAGCUUCCGAAUGAGUUCUUGAAUCUCGUCUGGCUAGGUGAGCCGCUGGCGUUGGCAAUCAUGGCGGGCUUUGGAGUGGCGCUGCAUUGGUCGUGUAAUGAUAACGCGUUCACGAAGGGUUGGGGCAAGGGCAUUGUUGAGUCGGUGGGGAAGGUGCUGGGUCCGGAGUGGGACGAUAUCAUGAUUUGGGCGAUGACGGAGGUUGCGGAUUGA